Hylaeus volcanicus is the source of this 3131-nucleotide messenger RNA. RefSeq lists its product as uncharacterized. Lineage: Eukaryota; Metazoa; Arthropoda; Insecta; Hymenoptera; Colletidae. The record is from RefSeq and is a predicted model, not a curated record. The transcript has 16 exons. Bases 14 to 3088 code for a protein of 1024 amino acids.
GUUGGUAGAAAAUAUGGUUAGCAUCAAGGAAAAUGCGAGCGACCAAGUCGAAAAUGUUAUUUUACCACCAUUAUCGAAUGAUUGGUUUACGAAAUCAACAAUUUUUAUGAUCCGAAUAGAACUUGAAAAAAAAGAACUUCAAAACCAGGAUUUGGAAUAUCUGGAUAAUCGUAUUUUAACAUUAGAAAGUCACGAACUGUGUGUGGAUUCUGUUAUACGAAGUAAAAUUUUGUUAAAGAAAAACAAAGUGUACGCGAGUUGUGGUGGAUCUCUUAAUUUGUUAAAAGCAGUAAAAGAUUCUUUAGAACAAUGUCAAACGUUUCGUCACUCGUUGUGUGAACUCCGUCAAUUCAUCACAUCCAAGUGUUUAAACAUUUAUUACUAUAUGUAUCUCUACAGUCGUUAUAUGAAUGGGCAUGAUAUUUUGAAGAUUCUGUGUCAUUUAAAACAUAAUUUGCAGCUAACCCAAGAGAAACUUGAUAGCGAUGAUUUGCAGGCAGCUUCGGUUUCAAUUUCAUCUUUUAAAACUUUCGCAGCAGCACAAACUGAGCUUCUGAAUCAUCACUCUACUCAGUUCCAGUUGAAGAUGCGUCAUAAAAAUGAAGAGCAGUAUGAUGAAUUGUUCAAGAAAAUGCAGUUGAAAUUAAAAAACUCCUUCAUUCAAUGUCUGGAUGACUCGAACGUGAAGAUUUGUUGUGUUACCUUGGCUUAUUUCUUUCAAUGCUUUUCUCAUUUAGAGAAUGAUACGUUUCUUGUGAAUUUCGUCAUUACAGCCUUUAGUGAGUUACUGGAAAAGGAGUGUCAGAAAUGCUUAAUGUCGUUCGCUAACGAAGAAUGGAAAAAAUCCUUACAUGAAGACACUUUCUCCUUGUCGAUAGAGGAUUUACUUGAACACAUUGAUUCAACAAAAUGUGUAGAAAUGUUUCUCAUGUUUUUCCGCGUGUGUUUAAAUAUAUGGACCAUUUAUGCAGAAAUUGUAUUGUGGGCUACGCAACAAGCGAAAUUUUUAAAAAAGAAAAAAUUAAAUAACAAGAAUAAACCCAAUGCAAGGGUGAACAUGGUGGAAGACACAAGUUUCAGCGUUCUACAGAAACUUGGUUUCAACAUGCUGUCGAAAGAGUCAGAAAUCUUUAAAACUCAAAAAAAAACCUUGCUUAGUCUUCUUAGUGCUCUACGUUUAGAUCAAGUUCCUUUUACUUUUUCCAAUUAUUUUCUAAUAUACGUUUUAGUACAUCGAUUUGUGUUGGAAGUGUACUGUAUUUUAAACAAGUCGAGUGAUACUUGGGAAAAUGUGACAGGCUUUCAUGACAUGGAUCUACCUUUAAGAUUGGAAUGUAUUCCUUGUUUGAAAUGUUUUGAUGACUCAUUAAAAAAAGCUGUGGAAAUUCAAUUUCCUCAUUUUUUAGAUCAACAAUUGACUUGUUUUCAACAACUUGUGUUAAAAGAUGCAUGGGAAGGAAUUUCAGUUUUCCCACAUUUUCAUUUAACAUUAAAGCAUUUGGAGCACCUGAAAUGUGUAUCGCUCAAGUCUUUAGCUUUAUAUGACGAGGCAAUCUAUCCAGCUUACUUUUCUAAAAAAAAUCCUUUUCAGACAUUUCAAGCCACAGUGACGUGGAAAUGCCAGUAUUCUUUUUUCAUGCAGAAUAUUACAAACGAAAAUGAGGGUGAUCACUCGAAAAAAACGGACAAAAUGAAAAGUUAUAUUGUGACGCAAAGUACCAAUUAUAUCACGGAAUUCAUGAUGAAUUUAUUAAAACUUUUAAUACUUUACCAGCAUAUUGCGGAUCAAGUGAUUCUGGCAAUUUUUAUUUGUUUUGAUAUGUUUUUAUAUAGUAUUAGUCAUAUUUUUUCUAAAAAGCUUCCUUUACAAGAUUUACUACAUGUUCUUCGUCACUCUUCAAAUCAUGACGACUGUCCUCAGCUUGAAGAACUUCACCGGGUUUUUUUAUUUCAAGAAAAAUAUCAACGACUUUCGAGUCUUCUUCAAUUCAUUGCAGGCAUUUUAAAAAAAUGUGAAUCCUAUGAAAAAGAACUUACGAAGGAAUCUUGCGAAAAUGAAAAAUACAGCGACAAAAACUUUUACCAAAAGUAUCCUAGUCGAUUACAAUCUUUACAGUUACCGCAACAUCGGGUUUUUAAGUUUCAUGACGCUAAGCACACAGUGUUGCAUAGUGUUUACAAAGUAUUUCAUGCAUCUACGUUUAAAAGAAUUGCGUUAUUAAAAAGUCCAGGAGCUCUCUGGGGUUUAGCGGCUAAAGUGACGGGAAUGGAAUGUUGCCUUACUGUGUUAUUUUGUUUAACGGAAAUCGUGCAUAGUGUGCAUAAUGUAUGUCCGCUUUGGGACAUGAUAAAAACGUUUUCCUAUCCUUUUGAGUCUUGGUUAAAUUGGCGUCAAGAGGCGUAUGAUCAACUUUUACAAUUUCUUUAUAGUCAAGCAGCACAAAAUUUGUUUGAUUUGAAACCUUUAGUUUUUAUAAUUCGCUCAUGGAAAUGGGACAAUGAUCAUCAGCAGCUAGGUAUUGAAGUAGGAAAAUUAAGAAUGCAACUUGAUGAUUUACAAAAUAAAAUAGCGUGUUGUGGUGGAGGAUUACUCUCAUCUUGUACGCAAGUCGAAGUAUGGAAACAUAUUGGCUAUCAUGCGAUUCAUACAUGCGCUUACGGCGUCGCCGAAAAUCCCUUUGGAUUCCCUUAUAAUCAAGAUGCAACGAAUGUGUCACUUGUUUCUCUGGGAAAAUUGUGCCAACAGUUUAGUACAUUUUUAUUGGUUCUUUCCGAAACUGUACAAAAAGUUUACGCAAUUCAUAUAAAACAACAAAAUAGUGAGGGUGACCUAUCCAAAACUUUAUUAGAUACGUAUUAUUUAGAUAAUUACCUUGGAGGUCAUUCUUUAAACGGCGCAUCGGCUUUUAUGUGGUGUAAGCUUCAAACGGAUUAUGACAUUUGGAUGUUAAAACAAUUACUACAUAAAACUGAAUAUCAUUCUUCUUUAAGAAAAUAUUAUAUAGAGGAACUUGAACUGCAUGUGGUGACCAUUUUAAAUAACGCAGUAGACAACGCGUGUGUACAAUCAGACCCAUGGACUCUUUAGACAUUCAAAAAUCAGUAAUGAACGGAAUACUGCAAAAACAAAG